UCCAUGGCUCCCCGCCUUCCAAGGUCACACGAGCGCCUCAACCUGCACUCUAUGAUGUGGAUCUGUACCCGCCGGCCACCACCAUCCAUGGCUCCUCCGCUACUGGGACACGGCGUCGUCCCAUCUCCGUUCUGGAUAUCACCAUGCGACACCAACGCUUGUCCUCCUCCUCCACCAUGGCCCUGCUCAGACCACGCCGCCAUCGAUGCCACCGUUGAGAAUCCACCCCAACUCGAGCAGUUCACCGGCGUCAUGGAGGAAGCGCUAAGCAGCUGCAUUGCAAAUAUGAGGAACAUCAUCCGUGCAAGAAGUUCAGAUUCACUCGACGGCAAGAAAUAGUGUCAUAUUUUUCUUCCAAAUAGUAUGUACCAUUCCCCACAUUGAUACUUAUGAUCACCCAUUUGAUAUCUCCUUUUCCUAGUUACAGUUCAUCCAGGUCAGGAGUAGGAUUUAAGGUUCAUGAUCCAACUAUAAGAGACGUGUAAAAUCCUUUGCCCUUGACAUGGUAUGGUACAUUCUGCUAUUUCCCUACCUGUCUCCAAAUUCAUGUAUUGAUUAAUUUUGAUUCAAGUUUUCUAUCUUGCAAGAUCAUGCUAUCUUCAAUAUGCUCAAGAACAUCUGAAAUGCACCUAGACAUUAUAUUUCAGAGUAUUGACAAUGAAACUGUACCAGGAAAGGAUUAUUACCAGCAGCUUUGCUCAAGAUAUGAAUGCUCUGUUAUAACAAUGAACAAGCCAGGGAUACGUUCAGGGGCUCCUAUCAUGGGCCAUACUAUAUGUCAUCUUAAUUUAGUUACUCCUUUUACUACUUGCUUCUUGGAAUUUCCUAUUCUCUUGUUAUCCUCCCUCCGUUCCGAAUUACUUGUCGUAGAAAUGGAUGUAUCUAGACAUUUUUUCCAUUUCUACGACAAGUAAUUCUGAACGGAGGGAGUAGUACUUAACAGUUCUAGUGUAUUCCUCAUAUUUAAGCUCACCGUGUUCUUCCUUCUCCCUUAAGUUGUAUUUGGUUUUUCUUUCUUAUAUUAAAGAUUGAACAAUUGCAGUGCAAGCACACAAUUGGAUGUUCCUGCUG
Messenger RNA from Triticum dicoccoides, 1071 nucleotides. RefSeq lists its product as uncharacterized. The record is from RefSeq and is a predicted model, not a curated record. The transcript has 2 exons. NCBI's taxonomy places the organism in Eukaryota, Viridiplantae, Streptophyta, Magnoliopsida, Poales, Poaceae. The coding region runs from base 4 to 339 and encodes 111 amino acids.